GUGUCCCCUGAUAUUCUCUUCCACUCUGCCUCCAGACUCAUCAGAGCCUGUGCCCUGCUCCAGAAAGAGGGAAAGGGAUAGAGAGUGAGCAAAGGAUACUGGCAAAAGGGAAGCACCAUGGCUGAUUCUUCAACAAACAUGAGGUUACGGCUGCCACUGUUGUGCAUCAUCUUGGAGGUCAUCCUCAUCAUCCUCUUUGGAACACUGGUGGAGUAUGACCAUGACACUCAUGCCAAGUCGUGGAAUGAAAACAGAACUUCUACUAGAAAUGAUUACGAAAAUGAGUUCUACUAUCGUUAUCCCAGUUUCCAGGACGUUCAUGUGAUGAUCUUUGUGGGGUUCGGAUUCCUGAUGACAUUUCUGCAGAGAUAUGGAUUCAGUAGUGUCGGAUUUAACUUCCUCAUCGCAGCCUUUUCCCUACAGUGGGCCACACUUAUGCAGGGCUUUUUCCACGGCAUGCACCAUGGCAAGAUCCACGUUGGUGUGGAAAGCAUGAUAAAUGCAGACUUCUGCACUGGUGCUGUGCUGAUUUCUUUUGGCGCCGUUUUGGGGAAGACCAGUCCUGUGCAGCUACUUGUUAUGGCCAUUUUUGAGGUGACAUUGUUUGCCGUCAAUGAGUUCAUCCUGCUUUCUAUUCUUGGGGCCAAUGACGCUGGAGGAUCCAUGACCAUUCAUACAUUUGGUGCAUACUUCGGCUUAAUGGUGACCCGCGUCCUUUACAGACCAAACCUGAACAAGAGCCAACACAGAAACUCGUCUGUCUACCACUCUGACCUCUUUGCCAUGAUCGGUACCAUCUAUCUGUGGAUGUUCUGGCCCAGCUUCAACUCAGCCAUUACACACCACGGGGACCCCCAGCACAGAACCGCCAUGAACACUUACUACUCUCUGGCCGCCUGCACACUGUCUACAUUCGCUUUCUCAGCCCUCGUCAACCCAGAAGGCAAAUUGGACAUGGUGCACAUUCAGAAUUCCGCACUGGCUGGUGGUGUUGCUGUGGGAACAGCUGGAGAGAUGAUGCUGACUGCAUUUGGCUCUAUGAUCGUAGGAUUCCUUGCUGGAAUUAUUUCAGUCCUGGGAUACAAAUACCUCACGCCGGUUUUGGAGUCGAAACUGAAGAUUCAGGACACUUGUGGCAUUCAUAACCUGCAUGGAAUGCCAGGAAUUCUGGGAGCUGUGGUGGGUGCUGUCACUGCUGCCCUGGCAUCCCCAGAUGUAUAUGGAAACGGAUUGCAAAGAGUUUUCGGUGAUGUUGAAAGUGGAAAAUGGAACCCUCAAUCUAAGGGAGGGUUUCAGGCUAUCUCCCUGGCCGUCACACUGGGAAUGGCUCUGUUUGGUGGUCUAAUUACAGGGUUCAUUUUGAAGCUGCCAAUCUACGGUUCUCCUCCGGAUACUCACUGCUUUGAGGAUGGACUCUACUGGGAGGUGCCGGGGGAGGAGGAAGGUCACAGUGAGCUUCACGAAGUGGCCACACCAAACGAAGUGUUAAAACUCAGCAGCUAAAUGACCUGCUUUCACCUUUUUGCAUUUGUUCAGCUGCCACCUGUGAUGUUCUCUGCAGGUGCAAUAUAUUCUACUGACUUAAAAUAAAACAAACUUUGUUCCAUUAUUUUAUUUUUUUAUCAUAAUACGUUGUUAUAAAAUUAUUAGCCCAGUUUACCUGAGGAACAAUGAGAAUGUACAACUUUAAACGUAUUAUGUUACUCUGAGGCAACAUACCUGUGAUUCCUUAUAACACCACUAGAUGGUGGCGCAGAGCUGCGAAUGGCUCCACAGCGCCGAGACAGGGGACAAGCUGAUUAUUCGCAUGAUUAGCUCUUAGAAAUAUUUGUUAUAUAAGAAAGCUGACUGUAAAAUGCAGUUUAUGCUUUCUCUUUAUUUUUAAUAUAUUUUCAAAAACAAGGAGAAUCUGCAAAGGGGAUGAUUGUGGGAAAUGUUUUGUAUUCGUUUGUUGUAAUUUUUAUUUCCCCAAAAAUGAAUUUGAAAUAUAUGAAUCAUAAACAGCUGGAA
Molecule: messenger RNA, 2010 nt
Organism: Rhinichthys klamathensis goyatoka
Lineage: Eukaryota; Metazoa; Chordata; Actinopteri; Cypriniformes; Leuciscidae
Gene: rhbg
Product: Rh family B glycoprotein
Exons: 10
Coding region: 118-1503 (461 amino acids)
Biological process (GO): ammonium transmembrane transport; ammonium homeostasis
Cellular component (GO): plasma membrane
Molecular function (GO): ammonium channel activity
Source: RefSeq, a predicted model, not a curated record